AUGAAUCAGGAGAAGACCUUGCAAAUAGAUAGCAGCCCAGCGGAUAAGGAGACCCUACUAAUGCCGGACAUCAUACUCAGGGAAGAGAAGCGGAAGCAAAGCACGAUAGCUGAUGUAGCUAUUGUGUAUGAGGACUACCAGAAAAACUCGUUUGGCGCAGCACGUCUCCACAAUGAAGAAAAGUAUCAAAGCCUUGAGACGUUUUACGAGAAACGAAAACAAGAGUGCUUACACACGACAUGGGACUCAAUGAAGGCACAGCGUGGUUUAUACAGUGCGAAAUUAGCACUGACUGUAUCCGCCAGAGCCAUUGCUUUUGGGGUUUUCACAUGGCAGAUAAUGGCACGAGCCGAGCAAGAGGAGGAGGCCGCUCUCGUGCCUCCACAUGAGUUGCAUGAAACACUAAUGAACUAA
This is a messenger RNA of Eimeria necatrix, 414 nucleotides long. RefSeq lists its product as hypothetical. The record is from RefSeq and is a predicted model, not a curated record. Bases 1 to 414 code for a protein of 137 amino acids. Lineage: Eukaryota; Apicomplexa; Conoidasida; Eucoccidiorida; Eimeriidae. The transcript has 2 exons.